AUGGACUCGAUUCAAUACCUAUGCAUUCCACGAACAAGCUCCAAAAAACUGUUUACAAAACAGUCAACUUCCCAUGGAGUACCUUCCUGUGGUCCGUUUCGCAUGAGUGUGGACUUGAUUCGAUACCUACACAUUCCACGAACAAGCUCCAUGAAACCGUUUACAAAACGGUCAACCUCCCAUCGAGUACCUUCCUGUGGUCCAUUUCACAUGGGUGUGGACUCAAUUCAAUACCUACACACUCCACAAACAUGCUCCACAAAGCCAUUUACAAAAUGGUUGAGUUCCUAUCUGGUACAUUCCUGUGGCCUGUUUCACCAGAGCAUGGGCUCAUUUGCACAAGUUGUCAGGACCUUAAUUGUUGUACCUUCAAUGUAA
This is a messenger RNA of Laccaria bicolor S238N-H82, 378 nucleotides long. RefSeq lists its product as uncharacterized. Lineage: Eukaryota; Fungi; Basidiomycota; Agaricomycetes; Agaricales; Hydnangiaceae. The record is from RefSeq and is a predicted model, not a curated record. The transcript is spliced from 4 exons. The coding region runs from base 1 to 378 and encodes 125 amino acids.